This is a messenger RNA of Aspergillus brunneoviolaceus CBS 621.78, 383 nucleotides long. RefSeq lists its product as uncharacterized. The record is from RefSeq and is a predicted model, not a curated record. The coding region runs from base 93 to 326 and encodes 77 amino acids. NCBI's taxonomy places the organism in Eukaryota, Fungi, Ascomycota, Eurotiomycetes, Eurotiales, Aspergillaceae. The transcript has a single exon.
CAAGUCUUGUCCAUGACGCGGCGAAGAAACACGACGCGCCAAUAUGAUCGGAUUGCAUCAAGAGAUUAGAUGUAUUCACAGCUACGAUCGCAAUGACCGACAAACAACCCCACAGAAAGGCACGCGGACAAAACUUCCCGACCCCAACGAAAAGAGCGACCGCAUCGCCAACAGGUUCAACCCGGGUUCAACCCAUUCCAACCGCUCAGGUUGAACCCGAGAUCAGACGGACAGCAACCACACGGCAGAUCCGAAAGAUGACGCGUUCUACACCACCGAACGAGAGCCGGGAGCCAGGACAAAAGGGAGGACGAGCAGAAGACUGAGAUGACCAGAGACGGUUAAGCUUCAACAUGGCACUCCACGGAGCUGGAUCAAUAUCA